Messenger RNA from Uranotaenia lowii, 4308 nucleotides. Its product is annotated as CUGBP Elav-like family member 2. The transcript has 8 exons. The record is from RefSeq and is a predicted model, not a curated record. Gene Ontology annotation, biological process: regulation of alternative mRNA splicing, via spliceosome; mRNA splice site recognition. NCBI's taxonomy places the organism in Eukaryota, Metazoa, Arthropoda, Insecta, Diptera, Culicidae. Bases 2206 to 3903 code for a protein of 565 amino acids. Gene Ontology annotation, cellular component: ribonucleoprotein complex; nucleus; cytoplasm. Gene Ontology annotation, molecular function: mRNA 3'-UTR binding.
CAAUCAUACCAUUAUAGUUGAAUCUAUAAUAUUUAUAGUUGAUUACAUAAGGUUAAUCAGCAAUAUAUAGUUGAAUCUAUUUUAUUUAUAAUUGAAUGCCAAAAAAUCAACUACACGUCCAUGAUUGAUACAAACAGCUGAAAUUAUUGGAACAAUUGUCGUUUUUUUUCUCCGUGCAAAUUGAGUAAAUAUGAACAGCAUAGGUAUGGAAUUAAAAAGAAAUCUUAUUUUUUAUUAAAAAAAACUUAGGUACAAACACAUUUCUGGAAAAUAUGUUUUAUGAAGAAUUCUAAAUUCAGAUUAAAAUUCAUGACAGUUCUUUAUCAUUUUCAACCUCUAAAUUCUGCCACCAAUGUUUUCGUUGCUGAUUUUUUUCUUUUCUAAAAAUUUUACUAGUAACUACGUUUGUAACAAAUCGGAAGCCCUCGAAGGGUUCUCUCGCGACUUGUCGUCGCGCCUCGAAGGUGCCAUCCUCUGUUUGUCAACCAUUGCGCACGGGGUUUCAAAAAUAGUCCACCAAUCGCGAAAGAAGAUGUUGCUCUCGAUUCCGACCGAUCGAUCGAUCGUCGCCUUACCAAGACUUCAGCAGGAGGCUAUAAUUAAGAGUGCCUUGGGCGGCGAGUGCUCGAAUUUUCGCGCCUCCCAUCGUUUUCGGAUCCCGCGUUCGAUCGAAGACGUGGAUUGUUAAUUUUCGCCUUUCCGGGCAGGGAGUUGUCGCCUAGAGUCGUGCUCAGGAGGAUCGAUUUUCCGAGUUCCUCACCCGGGUGUUUUUUCUCUGCAGCAGCUGUAAAUCAUCAUCGAUGACGACGAGACCACCGAAUCUAUGUGUGUUUUUCUGAAUUGUCCAAACAUAUCUGUGAAUCGAAAAAAUAUUAAGUUCAAAUUAAAUUAUUAAAUGGUGGAGAGUUAAAAAAAAAAAUAAAAAAAAACGGAUGGCAUCCUUGUGUCCAUAAAGCCAUUUCUGUGUGUUGUGUAUCUGUGUGAUAAAAGUUGAAAUGAUUCAUGCAAAAGCCAACAAACGCCAUCGUGGGAUCAGCAAUUAAAUGUGUUGCUGUGGAGCGCCAUAAUUUACGCAAAUCGGUUGGAAAAAUCGAACCCCGUGCAGCGAAUUUAAUUUGAAACAAUUUGCUCUCUGGAGCCACCAGCAGCAGCUGCACCAUCAAUUGGCCGUUAUAAUUGAGCGGGGGUGUGGGCAAAAAAAGUUAACCGGAACAACCGGGCGGAAGGAAGAAUCCGCGCGUCUGUGUGUUUUGUGUCACUGUUGUUGACCGCCGCCUUCAUCUCGGGAAGCUGAGCUGGGUUGGAAUUCGUGGCCGCGGAAGAUCAAACAAAUUAUAUUUAUCCCGCAUCCCGCGCUGUGUUCUGCGGGAAGGCCGGCCAGUGUUUUAAAAUAGUAAUAAUAAUAAUACUACUAGUAAUAAUAAUACGUUGUUAAUUAACGAAAAUUAUCAAUGGUGCGCAUAAUUAUAAUGGCAUAAAUCAAUGUGUCCGUUCCCGAUUAUUGUGUGAAUGUGUUAUUUACGUGUUGCCGAUCCAGAGAGUGGAAAAGCGCCCCUCUUCGUUCAAUUUCCUGUGAUCUAUCUCUCUGUGCUGUGUGUGUGUUUUCGCAAUCGGAAAGCAAAUUUGACAGCCGCCCAUAAAUUUUGUUCCGACGGGUCCACAUUUAUCCCGAGUUGACGGGCACACAUUGGGCAUUGGAGAGAAAAAAAAUCUGAGGGGUCACUCCAAAUGUGCUGCUGUAGAUCUCAUUAGCACCCAAUAACGAAAAAUUACACCAAUUUGAAAAAUUGAAAAAAAGGCUUCCACCAUAGCUCAGUGUCUGUGUUAGUGUGUGCCUCUUCACGUGCGUUUAAUUUUUCAUGUUACAUAAUUAAAUUUUCAUCAUUUUUUACCCGUGAUUGUUCUUACGCCCCGCGCGAACCUGUGCGUGCCUCUUGACCGCACUCGACCCGCGGCAACCACUUUUGAUGUUAACGAAUCGUGAAAACAUCCCGUGAACACAUCCCGCGAAAUCGUUGGUGCGUGCCUGUGCCUGCCUGCCACCGGAAAACAACCCUUCCGGGGGAAAAUUCGAAAAUUCGAAAAAAUAAAACAACAACAAACCCCAAAAAUCUACCCGUGUGUACCUGUGCCAAUUUAUUUCAAUUAAUAAAACCACCGAAUCCGCCACCGGAAACCGCCGAACUGCCUGACCUCGCACGCGACAUGAAAAGCCGCACCAGGUCCCCUAUCGGGUCGGCGACGUCCAAUGGCGGCGGAGGCGGCGUCAGAUCAUCGUCGCCAACGUCGGCGGCCGUGGCCUCGCUUCUGUCCGGCGGUGGAGUUCCGGUCGGAAUCUGUCCGCUGCGGGGUGCCGGCGGUGCCGCCGGUCUUACCUCGAUUGGGUCCUAUCACCACCAGCACCAUCACCACAGUACCGGAACCGGAAGUGGCUAUAGCAGCGGCGAAGAAGCGGCCCUCGGUGGAGCAGCUGGGGGUGGCCCCCUGCCUCCGAUGGGAUCCAAGGCCUAUCCGACCAUCAGUGCGGCCUACUGGCUGCCGGCACCGACCCCGACGCCCUACCAAGUACCAGAACGGAAACUGUUCGUCGGGAUGCUGAGUAAAAAGUACAACGAGAACGACGUCCGGCAGCUGUUCUCCGGCCACGGCAUCAUCGAGGAGUGCACGGUGCUGCGGGAUCCCUCGGGGCAGAGCAAGGGCUGUGCGUUUGUCACCUUCGCCACCAAGCAGGCGGCCAUCGGGGCGAUUAAGGCUCUGCAUCAGAGUAAAACCAUGGAAGGUUGCUCGGCCCCGCUGGUGGUUAAAUUCGCCGACACCCAGAAGGACAAGGACGCCAAACGGUUGCAGCAGAUGCAGUCCAAUCUGUGGAACAUCGCCGGAAUCAACCAGCCGAUAACGCAAUCGGUGACGCCGCUGACCGCCCCCGCCGCCGGCCAUCAUCCGAACCCACCGCAGCAACAGACGCCGUUCCUAGCCACCGACGCCAUCUCGCCGACGUCCCUGACGCUGCUUCAGCAGCUGCAAGCCGUAGCCCACCAGCAGCAGUUCCUGCAAGGUCUCGGAGCGCAAACCGAUACGACGACGGCGGCCGCCGCUGCCGGUUUGCUGAGUCCGCUGCAGAACCUGAUGACGCUGGCAGCGAUGACGCAACCGUCGCUGCAGGCCGCCGCCGCCCAGACGCCGACCACGGCCAUCACCAACGCUGCGACAUCGUUGUGUCUCCUCGGGAAGACAGCAGCAGCAUCUGCCACAGGGUCCACCGGUACGGAUACCGCAACAGCAGCCGCCGCCGCCUUGACGCCGUACGCCGCCCUGCCGCAGCUGACGGCAGCAUUCACCACUUCGCCUUUAGCCAAUCCGACGAUGGCCCAAGCCGUGGCCGCGGCCGCCGGCAAGCAGAUCGAGGCCCCUAGCUCGCCGCAAGCGCCCUUUUGGCCGUCCUGGUACGUCCCAAGUCUCGACUAUUGUUCCACCGACAACAACGACACCAUCUUCAACGACCGCUACUUCGGUAACAGCAACUUCAACGACGACAACAACAACGGAUACAGCACCGGAAGCAACGCCAGCAGCAGCCCCACCUCGACCGAGUACCAAUCGAAGCUGCACUCGGUCUUCCACUCGGAGGCCCAUUCGACGAAUCACUUGAUUUUCAAGCAGGAGGACAGGAAACAACGGGAUCUGGUGCUGGAACUGUACCGGCAGAAGAGCUUGGAGCUGGAGCAGAACGAUAGUAAUCCUUCCGGCGAAUGGCUCGACUUUGAGAAGGAAAGCUGUUGGUAUCUGGACGAUCCGGCGCUGUUCGAGCUGGAAGCUGCGGCCUUCGCUGCGUCUGGGAAUCGGUUCGAGUCGACGGGGAUUGCCGAGUCAACGGAAUGCUGCGAUUUGUGGGGGGAUUGCUGAGGGAUUGUGUUUCAAAUUUAGAAGAUUUCUUUUUUUUUUUAAUUUUUUCCCUGCUCUUCUAUCCAGUGCAAUGUCUAAAGUGAAAAGUUGUAACAAAACGUUCUGAGUGUAGCUGUAUAACUCGGUAGUUUUAGAUAUUGUUUAACUAGUUAGGAGGUAACCAAUUUACAUAUGUAGCUUUUUUAGGGUUUUUUUUAAAUUUUUUCUUCGCACUUAUGAUAAGUUGAAAGUGGCAGUACAAUCGUACUUGCUUGCAAAGUUUUUUGAAAUAAUUUGAAUUGUGAACGCUACUGUAAAAAGUCCUGUUUAAUAAAGUUGAUUCUGGUCUUAAUAGUAGCUAUGAGUUUGCAACGAUCAAUGAAAUAUGCGGGACAGAACCGGUGAAGGCUGUUUUGUGUAGGUUAU